Molecule: messenger RNA, 2525 nt
Organism: Boleophthalmus pectinirostris (great blue-spotted mudskipper)
Lineage: Eukaryota; Metazoa; Chordata; Actinopteri; Gobiiformes; Gobiidae
Gene: rab24
Product: RAB24, member RAS oncogene family
Molecular function (GO): GTPase activity; GTP binding
Source: RefSeq, a predicted model, not a curated record
AUUUGUUUAGUUCCGCCGGACCAAACAAAGCUCCGCGAGGGACUGAAAUUAAUCUUUGUAUCUUUCCUAUUGCGUUUGAAAAUCUCAUUAUCAUUAAAAGAGUAAUUCUUGUUGAUUUCGUAGCGUAAAUUAUUUUGUACAUAGUUUUUUUUAGCGCUAUCACUAGUCCGCGCUGUAGGACUGAUCAUUUCGCAACAACAUCACAGCAACAGCAGCAGCAGCAGGAGGCACGUCUCGCCAACUCACCGCCACCUCUUAUCACCAAAACAACGAAAACACCGGCGUCCGACCUUAAAAAAGCAAAAUGGAAAACCCUACGCUUUAAAAAAGACUUGGAGAGCCUGGACGACAGGGUGGUUCCUACUCUGAAAACCAUCUGAUGAGUAGAGGAGUGGGUUGAGCAAAAUACCAGCUCAUAUUAGAGUCUAGAAGCGUCUCUGUUCUUGUUUGUGGGUUCGUUGGUGAGCGGUGGAGCGGUCGACCCCCAGACGUGACGCCCCCUUGUGGACAUGUGUGCGAUGCGCGUGGACGCCAAAGUGGUGAUGCUGGGGAAGGAGAGCGUGGGAAAGACCAGCCUCGUCGAGAGAUACGUGCACAACCGCUUCCUGGUCGGACCCUACCAAAACACAAUCGGAGCUGCUUUUGUGGCCAAAGCAAUUCAAGUCGGAGAUAAGGUGAUCACUCUGGGAAUAUGGGACACUGCCGGGUCAGAGAGAUAUGAAGCUAUGAGCCGGAUCUACUACAGAGGAGCGAGAGCUGCUGUCGUCUGCUACGAUUUAACAGACAGCAGCAGUUUCAGAGCAAAAUUCUGGGUAAAGGAGCUACAGAACUGUGAAGAGCACUGUAAGAUCUAUCUGUGUGGAACCAAAAACGAUCUGAUCCAAGGAGACAGGAGCCUGAGACAGAUUGACUUUCAUGAUGUCCAAGACUUUGCUGAAGAAAUUGGGGCACAACAUUUCGAGACCUCGAGUAAAACAGGAAACAACGUGGAUGAGUUGUUCCAGAAAAUUGCAGAAGAUUAUAAUGACUCAGCGUUACAGUUUAUGACAGAGGAGACAGGCGUGGACCUGGGUCAGAAAAAGGAUUCGUACCUCUACACCUGUUGCCACACCAACUGAAUGUACAAAGUUUUGAAUGCUGGGACAAUGAAUCAAGUCUGGACCCGAACCAGGUCUAAAACAGGACUAAACCAAGACUAAACCAGGUCUUAACUGAGACUUAAAGACUUGAAUGAACUCUGGUUUGUAUUUAAAACAUCAAAAACUGCACAAAAAACGAAACUGGAAUCUCUCAAAUUGAGCUGUGGACUUUGUUUUGAGGAAACUAAAAAAAACAAACAAACCAAAAGAGGGAAGAGUUUGGAAAUUUAUAAAGUUUACAGUGAAAUCUGCUGCCUGAGAAUGUUAUAGGAGAUACUGUUUUAUUUCUGAUCAACGCUGCAUUCAUUAUGUGCUAAAAUAAUACAAAGAACAAAGCUGACAAUUGUAAAGAUAUUUGCAAAUAGAGAUGUAAACUUGGCUUAAAAACUCUAUGUAACUUUUCUGGUGAGGGGUCCGCCACCUGCUUGUUUCCAUGGAGACGUUAUUGCUAUGACUUGAUUAUUCCACUAUCCAGCGUUGAACUUGUUUUAAUUUUUAUUUUAUGGUAAAACAAACACCCUAAAAUACACGCAAAUCAUAGACUGUAUAUAUAAAUGGACAUACCUAAUCACAGGAAGUGAGCAUGGGCGUGCUUCCGGCUCCAUCGGCUCUGGCUCCAGUUGUCUUUGUAUUAUAAAAACGUCCUCCUCUCCCCGUCUCCUUAUUUUAGUCUGAAAAUGAACCUGCUCUAUGUGAUCCUAGUGCUUUUAUUUUACUAUUUUUGUCCGUAAAUCAGGAUAUGAACACUCACCUCACUCCUGAUUGGCUCGUUAGUUGCUAUAAUACUCAAGAUCAGGAAUCCAGCCUUGAUGAGCUUCAUUUGACUGGAGCAGAACGUCACACUCCCUUAGUCCACUUCUUUAUACAGUCUGUGAUGCAUACCGUCUCCUCUCCACGAAUCUGACUUUAAACAGCUCUACUCUACAUUUAUUCAAUUACAAGUAGUUUUACAGCUCAAAAAUACCUGUAAAAACAGACAUUCUGGCACAUUUCCACACAUCUGACCUGUAAUUUGGUCUGGUUUGAUCUCGAAAGGUUUAAUGCCACACUGCGAAACAUCCCAGACAAAGCAAUAACAUUUCCAUGGAGAAAAGCAUUUGACGGACCCUCCACUAAAAAAGUUACCUAAUGCAGCUUUAACAUUUUUGAAAGAGGAAAUGUUCUUUUUAGAUUGUUUUAUAUAGUUUUCAAAUCUACAGGUACUGUCCUUUCUCUCACUAUUGUAUUUAUUUUAGGUUUUUUUAUUGUGUUUCCAUGGGGACACUGCUGCUGUUGCAGGUUUGACGUGCCAUUUGUUGAUAUAUUUGGAAGCACAAAGUUGUAUUGCAGUUUGAGUUUCUGAGACGAUGUUCAGAUGUGUUCAAAUUAAACUCAAAUGGAACUCUA